AUGAGAACGACGAGCAAAGCGGUCAGUGCGGGGGGGCGACCUCGUUCCAAUGAUUUGCGGGAACAAUUAGGCCGGACUAAUGGCCGUGAUUUGCGAGAGCAAUUAACGGCUAGGUCUAACAGUCCAGAUCUAAGAGAACAGAUAUCCGGACAUCUCAACGGGGCACCUGCCGGGGGAACCGACUUAAGAGAACAGUUAGGACGACCCAACGGCCAAGAUUUGAGAGGGCGUUUGAGCCGGCAGACUUCCCGGAACACUGGGGAAUCCCGCCCAGAAACAAUAGGUAACCGGCCUCCGCCCGGAGAGUUGGAGCAAAUCGUAGUACAAGUAAUCAAUGAGGUUGAGAGGCGAAGGUUUGAGAAUCGAGGUACUAACAACCAGACUGAACCCGUCACGCCAACGGGGGAAGGAACUAUGAAUCCACAAGUCACUGAGCAGGAGGGGCGUAACAGGGAGGAACACCCGACUCUCCGUCGAGAAGACGGCAGGCGUCGAGAGGUCGCUCGAUCUGUAAUGGAUCGCUUGAGCGAUUCCCGUGGAAACCCGCUGCAAAACCCACCUCGCGGAAACCCGGAUCGACCGAAUGGCAAUCGCCAAGAACGUCGGGCCGCGGCCGCCUGGCGGAGAGUGCAGGCCGCGGUAUCCGAGAGUAGCGCCGAAUCCCCGGCAGAACCUAAAUAUCGUCACAGUCAGAUGGAGGGCUUUGAGAAAAGGCUCCAAAAUCUGCAAGAUCAAUUUGAGGGUAAGAUUAGGCCCUCUGUUGAAAAUCUCUUAACUUCCUCGCCCUUUGUGGACGAGAUCAUGGCUUACCGGGCCCCUGCAGACCUAAAGAUCCCGGAGCACGCUACCUUCGACGGGAUGGGCGAUCCACGAGAACAUUUAGUCAGCUACCAGGCCAAAAUGCAAGUUUUAGGGGUGGAGGAGCCACUCAUGUGUAAGGCCUUUCUGCCUACUCUUAAAGGGCUCGCCCAGAAGUGGUUUUUGGCUUUGCCGAGUCGGUCUAUCCGAUGUUUCAAUGACUUAGCCGAUCGAUUCCUCACUCAUUAUGCUGUGAACAUCAAACCACAGCGCAACCUUACCCACCUGAGUGGAAUCAGUCAAGACGAAGGGGAGGCUUUGAAAACAUACUUAACCCGUUGGCAAAAGGAGGUUCAAACCAUCGAAGGGUUGGAUGAGCAGGUGGCAAUCACUUUCUUCAUGGAAUCGCUCCGUGCGGGUAAGUUAUUUAUUGACCUUCACAAUGAUCGUCCAAAAACCUAUGUGGAAGCUAUGCAAAGAGCCAGUCGUCAGGCAGACACGGAAGAAGCAGUAAGACAAAAGCGGCAGCGAGAAGCUGCCGGGUCCAGUGCUAAGCGAUCACGAUCCGAUACCAGGGGUCGGACGGAAUCUGAGCGCUCCAGUCGCACCGAGGUCCGCCGAGGAGCUGAAAGAGUGGGGGUUCCGCCUCCCCGACCUUCCGUGGCGCAACCCGUGCAUGAGGUCAAAGACACCCUGCCGCCUCCCCCGCCUUUGAAACCUGGAGACCAACCUGAGGUUUUGCCUCCUGGAGGGGUCCCGACAAAGUAUUGCCGAUACCAUCGAUCGACCACACAUACCACUGAGGAAUGCUAUUACCUGAAAAAGGAAAUAGAAGCCAUGAUCCAGAAGGGCGCUCCGCCCCCGCCUAAUCAAUGGAGGCGACCUCCGCGAUCUGAUAAAACGGACUCACGUUCCGAUCGAGGGAAGCAGCCCGCCUCUGAGGAAGAGGAAGCAAAUUGGAAACACAAACCUGUUAUCAAUAUGAUAGUAGGAGGCCCGGAAGGGGGAGAUUCGUCCGGAUCACGGAAAGCUUGGGCUCGGCAAUUAUAUGUGGGAACCAUUUACGGUCGGGACGAUAGUCUAAAGAAGGUAUGUCGAGAACCUAUCCUGUUUACCGAUGAUGACUUACCUCGGAGCCAACAUCCCCACCGGGAUGCUUUGGUUAUCGCCAUGGACGUCCAUGGGACGGCAGUUCGAAGAGUUCUGGUAGACACUGGGAGUAGUGUGAAUAUCCUGUACUUAGAAGUAUUUGAGAGGUUGGGGUUACAACGUAACAAGUUGACACCUAUAAAGACACCUCUGGCCGGUUUCACCGGGGACUCGAUCGAGUCAGAAGGCUCUAUACGCCUACCCGUCGAAAUUGGGACUUUCCCCAAUCUACGAAGUAUAGAUAUGGAGUUUGUGGUGGUUAAUUUAUCCUGCUCUCAUAAUAUGAUUUUGGGGCGACCUGGGCUGGAAGACCUGGGUGCUCUUAUCUCCAUAGAGCACCUUUGCUUGAAGUUUCGGACUCCUAACGGGAUCGGAGUCGCCCGGUGCGAUCAAAAGGCGGCUCGGGAUUGCUAUUUGCAAUCCUGUCGGAAAAUUGGGAAAGAGGAUCUAAGGGUUCAUUCUAUCACUAGUCGAGAAGAACAGACAAAGAACCUCGACCGCCCCGAGCCGGCGGUAGAGUUAGAGGAGGUCGAAAUUGAUCCUGCCCACCCUGAGAGAAGGGUAAGGAUCGGAACAGGUUUGGCUGAGAAAGUCAAACAAGAAAUCACCCUAGAGUUACAAAAAUAUCAGAAGGUAUUCGCCUGGGGACCUGAGGAUAUGCCCGGAGUUGAUCGGUCGGUAAUCUGCCACCGACUAGCAGUCGACCCUAAUCACAAACCUGUUAUCCAAAAGAAGAGGUACCUCUCUGCGGACCGACGUGACUUCGUUAAAAAGGAGGUAGAGACUCUGAUGACCGCCCGACACAUCCGUGAAGUAAAAUAUCCAGAUUGGCUCGCUAACGUGGUGCUUGUACCUAAGCCUCCCGCUUGGCGAAUGUGCGUGGACUACACGGACCUCAAUCAAGCUUGCCCGAAAGAUCCUUUCCCGUUACCCAGGAUCGACCAGCUAGUAGAUGAGACGGCUGGUUGUGAUCUGCUGAGUUUCAUGGACGCCUUUCGGGGGUAUCAUCAAAUCUUCAUGCACCCCGCGAAUGAAGAAAAGACUGCCUUCAUCACCCCGGACGGGGUAUACUGCUACCGAGUGAUGCCCUUUGGGUUAAAAAAUGCCGGAGCCACCUACACUCGGAUGGUAGGUCGUUUAUUCAGAGACUUGUUGGGAAAGUCCAUGGCCGCGUACGUAGACGAUAUGCUUGUGAAAAGCAAGGACGAAGGAACCCAUGCGAAGGAUCUGGCAGCCACUUUCGCCAUAAUGGAGAAAUAUAAUCUGCGUCUAAACCCAAAAAAGUGUGCCUUUGCGGUACGAGGAGGAAAAUUCCUUGGUUAUAUGGUAACUCGGAAAGGAAUCGAGCCCAACCCUGAAAAGGUGAAGGCUAUCCUCGACAUGCAGCCUCCGGGAACCUUAAAAGAAUUGCAAAGGUUAACGGGGCGACUUGCGGCCUUGAACAGAUUCCUGUCCAAAUCCGCGGAUCGAGCCUUACCCUUUUUUGAAGCUAUGAAGAAGAGGGAAGGGUUUCGCUGGACGGAGGAGUGUCAGAAGUCGUUUGAAGAAUUAAAGGAUUAUUUACAGACUCCACCGCUGCUAUCCACCCCGAAAGAAGGUGAGGUGCUGUUCCUCUAUCUAGCCGCCUCUCAGAAGGCUGUCAGCUCCGUGUUAAUCCGAGAAGAAGAACGGGUGGUGUACGCUCUGGUGAUCACAGCCCGGAAGUUAGUACCUUACCUUCAAGCUCAUCCCAUCCGAGUUCUGACUGACCAGCCCCUGGCAGGAGUCUUGCGAAAUCCCAACUCUUCAGGGCGUUUGGUAAAAUGGGCCGUGGAACUCACUCAGUAUGGGAUCGAGUACCACCCCCGCCCCUCGAUAAAAGGCCAAGCCUUAGCUGACUUCAUAGUGGAGUGCACCGCUCAUAGCCCCGAACCUAACACCAAGGCCCCUGAGGAAGGGGAUUGGUGGGAAAUGCACGCUGACGGAGCCGCCAGCCAACAUCACUGUGGAGGAGGAAUCAUGCUGACGACUCCCGAGGGGUUUCGCUUGUACUACUCGCUCACGUACGAGUUUACGGCCUCGAAUAAUGAGGCAGAAUAUGAAGCCGUAAUCGGAGGAUUACGCGUGGCCAGAGCUCUUAAAGUCCAGAAGAUCCGAAUUAAAACCGACUCUCGUCUAGUGGUCGGACAGUUAACCGGAACUUGUGAGACAAAGAAUGAAAGACUCGGGCGAUACAAGAAAGUCACUGAGGGACUUUUAGGUGAAUUCGAGGCUCACGAGUUGGAGCACGUGCCCCGUGCCGAAAAUACCGAAGCUGAUAUCUUGUCCAAAAUGGCCCUAGGCGGAAUACCAGAUCACCUCCUCAGAAUCUGCCAGAAUGAGCGAAUCCUUCUACCCAGCAUAGAACUGAAAAUUAUUCCGGAGGACGUAUGUGUUACGGAGGAACUAGAUCCUGAGGAGCAUCCUGAGGUAUUUUGGAUGGAGGAAAUUCACAAAUAUAAAGAAAAGGGAGACCUUCCCGACAAUCCGGCCGAGGCCGCGAAAGUCCAAAGACGAUCUUCUGCGUAUGUGAUAAUUGAUGGUCACAUGUACAAAAAGUCCUUCGGGGGACCGUUGCUAAGGUGUCUACAUCCCUCUGAAGCGGAUCAAGUUAUAGAAGAAGCACACCGAGGGAUCUGUUCGGCUCACCAAGGGGCUCACACCUUAGCUCGCAAGAUAGUGUUACAAGGAUACUACUGGCCUACUAUGGUCAAGGACUGUAUUGGUCGGGUAGCCCGAUGUACGGUUUGUCAGUCCUUCGCUAAGAAGGACACACGACCAGCCUCCUUCUACACUCCGAUCACGGUAGCUAUUCCAUUUGCUAAGUGGGGAAUCGAUAUUGUCGGACCGUUGCCCCUGGCACCGGGACGAUUGCGCUUUUGUGUGGUGGCUGUGGAUUAUUUAACAAGGCAGUUCGACUGUCGGCCCUUCAGUGAUUUCUGUCAGCAAUAUGGAAUACGACACACUAAGGUCUCAGUGGCCUACCCUCAAGCCAAUGGACAAGUUGAGAACAUCAAUCGAACCAUCGUAGAUGGGAUACGGAGGAAGUUAAGUGACCUGGGAGGAACCUGGGUCGAUGAGCUGGAUCGAGUUCUAUGGGCAUAUCGAACGACUCAUCGAAAAGCGACCGGGGAAACUCCGUUCUCCCUCACUUAUGGCUUCGAAGCCAAAAUACCGGCGGAGAUCACCACUCCGACCCUACGAGUACUGCAGUAUAAUGAUGACGAAAACGAGGAGAGCUUGCAGAUAGAAAAGAACUUCCUUGAGGAAAGGAGGGAUGCAGCGUAUGGACGAAUGGCCGAGUACCAGCAGUCGGUAAAACGCUAUUAUGAUAAAAGAGUCAAGGAGAAAAGGUUCCAAGAAGGAGAUCUGGUCCUGAGAGACCGGGAUGCCAGUCAGCCCAAUCAGGGAGGGAAGUUCGCGGUUAAAUGGGAGGGUCCUUACCGGAUCCGAGAGGUCAUUCGUCCUGGAACUUACCGUUUGGAGACUCAGGAUGGACAGGCUGUUGAGCGGAAAUGGAAUGCGGUGCACUUAAAGAAAUUCUUUCAGUAG
Messenger RNA from Ipomoea triloba (trilobed morning glory), 5517 nucleotides. RefSeq lists its product as uncharacterized. Gene Ontology annotation, molecular function: RNA-DNA hybrid ribonuclease activity; nucleic acid binding. NCBI's taxonomy places the organism in Eukaryota, Viridiplantae, Streptophyta, Magnoliopsida, Solanales, Convolvulaceae. The transcript has 3 exons. Bases 1 to 5517 code for a protein of 1838 amino acids. Gene Ontology annotation, biological process: DNA integration. The record is from RefSeq and is a predicted model, not a curated record.